AAUCUAAACACUCGACAUCAAACAGUCGCUCCGAGAUGGCGGACAAAAUGGAGGGCGUGGUAAUGGGCGGCGGCCUUGUAGACCCCAGCAAAUACCCUGUACCCAUCGAAACUAUCUACGUCAACAACCUCGAGGAGCGCGUAAAGAUCGACACGAUGAAGCAAGCUCUCACCCGCGUCUUCCAAUACUACGGCCCAAUCCUGGAUGUAAUAGCUAAGAGUAGUCUCAAGCGCAAAGGCCAAGCGUUCAUUGUCUUUGACAGCGAGAAGGCAGCGCUAGAGGCGGUUGAGGAGAUGAACGGGUUCGAAAUGUACGGCAAGGUUAUGAAGGUGCACAGGGCGAAGACUCACAGCGACGAGACGGUCAAGCGAAAAGCACCCGACAUGUUUGAGGAUCACAAGAGGAAGCGGUUGACGCUCAAGGAUUUCAAGCGCGCAGAAGAAGACGCCAAAGCGCAAGCCAACCCGAUUGCAGCGGAAAAGCCGCGCGCAGCCAAAACUGGAGCAGCCGCCAUUCCCGACGAAUACGUACGACCAAACAAGACGCUCUUCCUGCAGAACAUUCCCCGGGAUGUCGACGAGGACACGCUUACAGCGAUAUUCGAGCGCUUCGAAGGCUUCAAGGAAGUACGCUUGGUGUCUGUCCGAGCUGUGGCUUUUGCCGAAUUCGAGAACGAGCAGUUUGCCAUUACAGCCAAAGAAGCGACGGCGAACAACCCGAUCGGCGCCGAAGGCAAGCCGAUGAAGGUCACGUACCAACGGCAACAGUAGGUUACUGCGUAACUAUGGAUUUAUUGCUAUGGAUUUUAUGCUUUCAUGAUACCUCGUUCGACAUUUGUUUCAGAUACAGGCCCAUGCAAUAGAUGCCCUGAUUAUCCGAAAAUUGCAUUUUUACAGUUUUAACCCUGGUACAAUACUUAUCUCGCAUUACAGUCUCGACAAGCCCGCAGUUGUAGCCGUAAGAAACACGUGGCCGAACAAUGCUGUAAAAGCAUAUGAGGAGGCUCAAGUGUUCAAGCAGGAAUGCAAGCAUCAUCAGUCUGAGCAUCGCCCCAACAGAAGGUACCGAGAUGGAGCCUAUCACUAAGGCGUCUGCCGGGUACUCAGAAGAUGACGUCUUCGUUGUCCUCGUCGCCCAGCAUGUCUUUGCUCUCAGCAGCAUGCUGCCGGGCCUCGCUUUCCGAAUCCUUUGCGUCUUGCUCCUCAUCGGCCUUCUUCUUGGCUACCCUUGCGGCUUCCUCGACGGCAGCGUCGUUCUGCUUCUUGUUGGACACUUUCUUCAGACGGUAGAACUCCUCUCGGUCC
Pyrenophora tritici-repentis Pt-1C-BFP is the source of this 1304-nucleotide messenger RNA. Its product is annotated as RNA-binding protein (RRM domain). NCBI's taxonomy places the organism in Eukaryota, Fungi, Ascomycota, Dothideomycetes, Pleosporales, Pleosporaceae. Gene Ontology annotation, molecular function: U1 snRNA binding. Gene Ontology annotation, cellular component: U1 snRNP. Gene Ontology annotation, biological process: mRNA splicing, via spliceosome. The record is from RefSeq and is a predicted model, not a curated record.